AUAGCAUUAAAGCUGCGCAUGCGUCAGUUCAAGGCACACGUCUUGAAAGACAGUUCGUAACAUAAAAUUUACAUUUAUUUGUAAUUUUUCACAUUUUAAGCCUUUGUGCAAACUCCGAGAAACUUCAAUUGUGCACAAAAAAGGGAGCAAAAGUGUGCGACGCCGUAAACUGCGCACAAUAUCUUUAGAUAAAAAAUUAGUUUGAAAUACUUCAAAAUUCCGGUUCCGGUUUUUAACAACGAGGGCUUAAACCCUGAAGAUAAAAUGAAUAAUAAACGCAAAGGUAGAGGAGGUUCUACUGCUGCAGGGAAAUCUGAGCGUGUAUCUGCACCCCCUGUGGCCUCGUCGAAGCGCUCAAAAACGCCGGACAAGGACACGAAGGAACAGAGUCCGGACGAUGAAUUCAAUGGCAUUUAUAACAACGCGAGGUUUACUCAUGCUUUAACCUCUUUAAUUGGAGUUCACCUAAGAGUUGAGACUAAUAACAAGGAUGAAUAUGAAGGAAUUUUGAAAACUUUUUCCCCUAACCUAGAGAUUGUUUUAGAGAUGGUGCAUAAGAUUGACCCUGCAAGCACGGAUACUGUUGAUCUUCAAACUGUCAAGGAAAAAAUGGUUUUCCCUUUUGAAUCUGUAGUUAGAUAUUUUGCUGGAGAUGUAGAUCUUGAGUUUGCCAUGAAGGAAUCGUUUCAAACAGAUACACAAAUAUCUUCCGCUAAAAUGAAUGGUGAAUCCCAGCUGCGUGACCUUGAGGUGUGGCAACCUGAAGAUGAUUGUGUCGGGGGCGGGAUAGAAGAUGAUAUGAAUUCUAAUAGUUGGACGCCAGAGGAGAUGUUUGCAAAGAAUGAGGAGAGGUUUGGUGUGAAAACUAGUUUUGAUCCAUCUUUAACCGGAUAUACAGUUCCUCUCAACAGGGAUAGAGUUGAUAGUGAGACCGAGAUGAGAGCUGCUCGUAUAGCAGCAUCAAUAGAAGGAGACAGCAAGAGUCUGUAUUAUACUGAACUAGAAAACGGAGAUGAAGAAGAAGCUUUUAGUGCUGUAUCGAGAACUGGAGAUAAACGGAACGGGCGGGAGCGCGAGAGUCCCGGUGACGAAAAAUCUUCCGCCUAUGUUCCCCCGGGAAAGCGCGACUCCCGCGGCGGAUUCUCCCGAGGGCGUGGCCAAAGAACUCCGCCUCCAAAUAGAUAUGACAACUAUGAGGAUAGAGAUCAAAGACAAAGGCAUGGUGAUCGUGGGGAUCGAAACGAUCGAUACAGCGGCAGCAGGGGAGGUGGGCACAGAGAGGACAGGGGCAAUUCAGGGGGGCACAGGGAAGACAGAGGGGGCUCUGGAGGACAUAGAGAAGAAAGAGGAGGUGGCUACCAAGAUCGAGGUUACCAUCGUGAGGAGCGAGGCUACGGAGGACGUCAGGAGAGGGAGGAGAGAGGAUACGGGAGGCAAGAUUCCCACGGGAAGAAGGAGGACCAUCGAGGCUUCCACGAUCAGGGUCGAGGAGGUCAGGGACAUGAUCAAGGACGAGGUGGAGGAUAUCAGGAUCAUAGAGGACAGCAGAAUAGACCUGGCAGCUCGCAUGAAAACAGACGCGAUGAUCGAAAAUCCUCUGAGAAGAUUUCUCCCCUUCCGCCGCAAGAAACUGAGAAGACGGAGAGGAGGAGGUCCGGAGAGAUGAACCGGAGUCCGGAGGCGGAACAAGGUGCUCUACCGCAGAGGGAUUCUCAGCGAAGGAAACAAGAGAAAUCUAAGGAGCAGAGUACGAGUGAUCUGAAAGAUUUCCAUCAGAAGUUUAAUUUGAAACUGGGCGACAGUGCUCCGCCCACCCAGCAACAAGCUACCACACCCACUGUUAGUAUUAACCCUGAUCCCCCUGGGCAGCCCCAGGCCAGCCCCCGGGAUAAUAAGACUCCGACUCCUAGACCUUCGCCUAAACCUGUUUCCCCUACACAGAGUUCCAUUGCUAGCGUGCCUUCUUCUACCCCUGACUUGAACAAGUCCAGUCUGAACCCCAACGCCAAGGAGUUCACCCUGAACCCUACGGCCAAGGAGUUUACCCCCAGGAUGGCGCCCCGGCCAUCCGCCACUCCCCCACGCCCUCAGACUCCAGGAACCCCGGGGCAGAUGGUACCGACUAUGUACACAAAUAUUAUCCCAAUCCAGACCCAAGUUGGAAGCCAGCAUAUGGGUGGAAUGCCUGGAAAUAUAUACACUCCAGCAAACCAAAGACCUAUGCGUCCAAGCAGUAAGGAAGGAAGUGGAGGGGUUCAUAUAAGGCAGGAACUACCUUCUCCUAUGCAGGUUCAGCAGGUGACAGGUCAACCUAUCCUGGCACAGCAUCUGAACCCUCCAGGAUACUUUAACCAGGGACAGAUACAGUACGUCCAGGGGGGUCCAGGACAGCAACCUAUCAUGAGGAUGGUUAAUGUUAUGCCAGGUAGACCCCCACCCUCUUAAAGGCACUGUAACCAC
Eurytemora carolleeae is the source of this 2460-nucleotide messenger RNA. Its product is annotated as ataxin-2 homolog. The transcript has 15 exons. Bases 265 to 2445 code for a protein of 726 amino acids. The record is from RefSeq and is a predicted model, not a curated record. Gene Ontology annotation, cellular component: cytoplasmic stress granule. NCBI's taxonomy places the organism in Eukaryota, Metazoa, Arthropoda, Copepoda, Calanoida, Temoridae. Gene Ontology annotation, biological process: cytoplasmic stress granule assembly. Gene Ontology annotation, molecular function: RNA binding.